This is a messenger RNA of Coccidioides immitis RS, 3331 nucleotides long. RefSeq names its product HAL protein kinase. Gene Ontology annotation, biological process: protein phosphorylation; intracellular signal transduction. Gene Ontology annotation, molecular function: protein serine/threonine kinase activity; ATP binding. Lineage: Eukaryota; Fungi; Ascomycota; Eurotiomycetes; Onygenales; Onygenaceae. The coding region runs from base 598 to 2982 and encodes 794 amino acids. The record is from RefSeq and is a predicted model, not a curated record. The transcript is spliced from 4 exons.
GGCAAAGAAGCCAACUCCUGUCGAGACCGAGAACAUCGUCUUCUGGACGUUUGUGGUGCUCGUAGUGAAUGCAAAUCAACUGCAAGCCCACCAUUCACAGCUCGCUGGCUGGCUCCUUCACUGUACUAAAAAUCUUGUCGGGUGCAAAUUUGACCGAAGACCCCUUCCCGCAUCCAAAUCUCCAGCGACUCCCUCCCCACUCCGCUCUGUCCCGCCCAGAUAUCGUCGGAUUGAUCGCAAUUUCACCGCCAACGGCCAACGAACGACCCUUUCCCGCCUUUAGAACUUUAUGCGUACAGCUCCAGCUGCAGCAGAGGUUCUUUCGUUCCCGUCUCCAAACAAUCAUAACGACUACCCUCGUUUUGUUUCGAUAUUUAAGUCCUGGGUAGCCACCACCUAGAAUCAGGAUUGCAUACUCCUAGAAACAAGACGCGAUCGACGAACGACUUGAUAACUAGCUGCCUCUCCUCCACGACCGACGAUAAUUGAAUUGGGGAUGCGUCAACAAGGAAAAAAUCCCGGGUCGCUUAUCUUCUUACCCAAUACAGUGAUUUCACUCGACCGUAUCGGAUUCAGAUAAGAAAACCACGCCCAACCAUGUCCACGACUGCAACUGAUUCUCAACAGUCGGGCUCUACCAUGGCAACUGCGGACGAUUCUUCGUGCCUCAAUGGAGGCCAUGCAGCCGUGCGCUUUGCUUCCAAGAACCAGGAAAUCGAACCCUCGAAAAGUCGGCCUACAAUAACUCUCUCCAAUGACCCGCCACAAGCUCCGGAAGGGGAUCAUGCAAAUCCUUUGCGUCCCGAAAGCCGAACCGAACUGCGCGAUAUUACCAUAAAAUUACAAAAAUCAAGGCUGCAAGAGACUCGGAUGCAGAAUUUUGCUUUUGAGCCCGUUUCCCUCCCACCUACAAGAGCACCUUCUAGGGACUCAACUACGCGUAGUCAUCGAGAUGGCCCUUCCCCGCCUCCUUCCGGACCGCAUUCUCCUGUUCUCGGCCCCCACGAUGCGGAACAGAUGAGAGAUAGAAUCAACCGGACAAUUGUGAACUAUUCGGCCAUGACACCACAAUCAUCCCUCUCAAAUGAUAAUUCGGGCAAGAGCUAUGGUUCCCGGUCGCCGGCCGGGUACGGCUCAAGGCCUUCUUCAUCCUCAGGGCUGACAUCAGCAAGGCCAUAUUCCAUGUCUGAUAUCCCCGCGCCUCCAAGGGAAUCCCAACGCAAGCCGAAAUUCUUCCUUGGACCCUCUGACGAGAGCCCACCUUCAACUCCGAGACACGAUAUCGGCUCUUCUGCCUCUUCUAUCAUGGGCCCCGGUGCUCCCUUUCCUCUGGGGGACCAGAAUGACCCCUAUUCUAGGAGUAGAAUGCCUCCCCCACAAACGAAUCUUUCCCAAUUGGAUGAAAGAUUCAUUUUCGGCAGCCUUGAUUCAAAACGUCGUUCCAACAAGUCUCUUUCGUCUGCUCCUUUAGCACCUGCCUUUGAAAAACAACAUGAUAAGAAGUUGUUUGGUAAAAAGGAAAAUCGCCAUCUCGACGGCCAUCUGGAGAAGCAUAAGCCCCACGGCUCAAUGUCCGAAUUGAGGCGUUUCUUCCGAAUGGGUGGGAAACAAAAACGCGGCGAAUCGCCUGCUUCUAUUCACGGUAAACGGUCUUCAAGAUCCUCAAGCAAAGCCGAUCCAUUCCGGGCUAGUGGCCCUAGCGUUCCAUUUGCUGAUGAUCAUGGCCUCCAAUCCAAGUACGGAAAGCUAGGAAGAGUUCUUGGAUCAGGAGCAGGAGGCUCCGUCCGCCUACUGAAGCGAAAUACUGAUGGAGUCACAUUUGCUGUUAAGCAAUUCCGAGAUCGUCAUAAGUGGGAGACGGAAAAGGAAUACGCGAAGAAAGUUACAGCAGAAUUCUGUAUUGGCUCCACUCUGCACCAUGGGAAUAUUAUAGAAACUUUGGAUAUUCUCCAUGAGAACAAUAGCUGGUAUCAAGUCAUGGAGUACGCACCAUACGACCUAUUUGCAUGUGUGAUGACAGGCAAGAUGACACGAGAAGAGAUCACAUGCUCUUUCCUGCAGAUUAUCAAUGGUGUUACCUACCUCCAUAGCAUGGGACUUGCGCAUCGGGAUCUCAAAUUAGACAACGUGGUUGUCAACGAUCGCGGAAUCAUGAAGUUGAUUGAUUUCGGAAGUGCAGUCGUGUUUAGGUACCCCUUUGAGACCAACAUUGUUCUAUCUUCCGGUAUUGUCGGGUCUGACCCUUAUUUGGCCCCGGAAGUGUACGAAGAAAAGAAGAAAUACGAUCCCCGGGCGACGGACAUCUGGUCACUAGCUAUAAUAUUUUGCUGCAUGUCUUUACGUCGAUUCCCAUGGAAGCAACCUAGAAUAACCGAUAACUCGUAUAAGCUUUUUGUUUCACCACCUUCACCAGGAACUCCAGUCCCUGACGGUCCACCGAGAGAAGUUGGUCGACCACGGCCAAGAUCUACGGCAGACUUGGCUUCUGUGGAUAAAGAAUGGCGAAGUGACCGUGGACGUUCACCGGUCUCUCGACAUCAUCACCGGCAUGGGAGCGGAGGAAUAUACCCUCAAUCCGACCCCGCGGCGCGAGAUUUGAAGAAGAACGAAAAUCAUCCUCCCAAUAACACCAGCUCACUAUCCGAACAGCCGACAACCGCCCCGAAAGCUACCAAUCCACCACCAUCGCAACAGUCACAGUCGCAUGGCGGCUCCGGUCAACGACAGGAAGUUAUCAAAGGCCCCUGGAGACUCCUCCGGCUUCUGCCCCGAGAAUCCAGACAAAUCAUCGGCCGCAUGUUGAAAGUUAACCCACGUGAACGAGCGACGCUGGAAGAAGUGCUCUCAGACGAAUGGGUGCGAAGUAGCGAGAUCUGUAGACAAGAAGAGUCGGGCCAAGUUAUGAACGCGCCCAACCAUACGCACGUCUUAGAGCCACCAUCCGGGGCCCCGCCACCAACAAAUAAUCAAAACCAGAAAUGAUGAUUACGAGACUUGAUAUAUCCGAUACUCAAAAGAAAAGAAAGAGAGUUUUCCCUUUUCCCUCAUUUUCUCUUUCCUCUUUCCUUUUCUUACUUUUAGUAAUCAUAGCAUUUUAAAUAUGGGAUUGACCAGGCUGGGCUUUCACUGGCGUUUACUGCGAAUAGGGAAGCGGGAAGCUUUUUGGUCGUCUUUUGUUAUGUGGUGUCGGUUUUAUUCAUUUACGGAGGCUUCUUUUUUUCUUUUUUUUUAAAAAAUUUCUGGAUUGUUCUUAAAAAGAAGCUUGUUGUACAUACAUCCAUAUCCAUAAAUAGGAACUUUUCGAUGAGCGAUUAGUUCCCGAUUCCGUAAA